Messenger RNA from Sorex fumeus (smoky shrew), 4128 nucleotides. It is a transcript of the gene PCDH10, whose product is annotated as protocadherin 10. NCBI's taxonomy places the organism in Eukaryota, Metazoa, Chordata, Mammalia, Eulipotyphla, Soricidae. Bases 142 to 3381 code for a protein of 1079 amino acids. The transcript is spliced from 5 exons. Gene Ontology annotation, molecular function: calcium ion binding. The record is from RefSeq and is a predicted model, not a curated record. Gene Ontology annotation, cellular component: plasma membrane. Gene Ontology annotation, biological process: homophilic cell-cell adhesion.
CAUAGCGCACUUUUUUUUUUAUUUGUGUGUUGUGAUUCGGUGUUGCUUUUUUUUUUAAUAGAUUUUUUUUUUCCCGUGUAGGUGGGGGAGGCGGUCGGGUGGCUGGCGGGCUGCGGGAAGCUGCUUCCUUCCCCUUUGGAGAUGAUUGUGCUAUUCUUCUUUGCCUUGCUCUGGAUGGUGGAGGGAGUCUACUGCCAGCUUCACUACACGGUGGAGGAGGAGCAGGAACAUGGCACUUUCGUGGGGAAUAUCGCCGAGGAUCUGGGCUUGGACAUUACAAAACUUUCGGCUCGCCGCUUCCAGACGGUGCCCAACUCGCGGACGCCGUACCUGGACCUCAACCUGGAGACCGGGGUGCUGUACGUGAACGAGAAGAUCGACCGCGAGCAGAUCUGCAAGCAGAGCCCGUCGUGCGUGCUGCACCUGGAGGUCUUCCUGGAGAACCCCCUGGAGCUGUUCCGGGUGGAGAUCGAGGUGCUGGACAUCAACGACAACCCGCCCGCCUUCCCGGAGCCCGACCUGACGGUGGAGAUCUCGGAGAGCGCCACGCCGGGCACCCGCUUCCCCCUGGAGAGCGCCUUCGACCCGGACGUGGGCACCAACUCGCUGCGCGACUACGAGAUCACCCCCAACAGCUACUUCUCGCUGGACGUGCAGACGCAGGGCGACGGCAACCGCUUCGCCGAGCUGGUGCUGGAGAAGCCGCUGGACCGCGAGCAGCAGGCGGUGCACCGCUACGUGCUGACCGCCGUGGACGGGGGCGGCGUGGGCGGCGGCGGCGGCGGCGGCGGCGGCGGCGCGGGCGGGGAGGGCGCGGGGCUGCCCCCGCAGCCGCCGCCGCCGCAGCUGCAGCGCACGGGCACGGCCCUGCUCACCAUCCGCGUGCUCGACUCCAACGACAACGUGCCCGCCUUCGACCAGCCCGUCUACACCGUGUCCCUGCCCGAGAACUCGCCGCCCGGCACGCUGGUGCUGCAGCUCAACGCCAGCGACCCCGACGAGGGCCCCAACGGCGAGGUGGUCUACUCCUUCAGCAGCCACCUCUCCCCGCGCGCGCGCGAGCUCUUCGGCCUGUCCCCGCGCAGCGGGCGCCUGGAGGUGAGCGGCGAGCUGGACUACGAGGAGAGCCCCGUGUACCAGGUGUACGUGCAGGCCAAGGACCUGGGCCCCAACGCCGUGCCCGCGCACUGCAAGGUGCUGGUGCGCGUGCUGGACGCCAACGACAACGCGCCCGAGAUCAGCUUCAGCACCGUGAAGGAGGCGGUGAGCGAGGGCGCGGCGCCGGGCACCGUGGUGGCCCUGUUCAGCGUCACCGACCGCGACUCGGACGCCAACGGGCAGGUGCAGUGCGAGCUGCUGGGCGACGUGCCCUUCCGCCUCAAGUCCUCCUUCAAGAACUACUACACCAUCGUCACCGAGGCGCCGCUGGACCGCGAGGCGGGCGACGCGUACACGCUGACCGUGGUGGCGCGCGACCGCGGCGAGCCGGCGCUGGCCACCAGCAAGUCCAUCCAGGUGCGCGUGGCCGACGUGAACGACAACGCGCCGCGCUUCAGCCAGCCCGUCUACGACGUGUACGUGACCGAGAACAACGUGCCGGGCGCCUACAUCUACGCCGUGAGCGCCACGGACCGCGACGAGGGCGCCAACGCGCAGCUCGCCUACUCCAUCCUCGAGUGCCAGAUCCAGGGCAUGAGCGUCUUCACCUACGUGUCCAUCAACGCCGAGAACGGCUACCUGUACGCGCUGCGCUCCUUCGACUACGAGCAGCUCAAGGACUUCAGCUUCCAGGUGGAGGCGCGCGACGCGGGCAGCCCCCAGGCGCUGGCCGGCAACGCCACGGUCAACAUCCUCAUCGUGGACCAGAACGACAACGCGCCCGCGCUCGUGGCGCCGCUGCCGGGCCGCAACGGCACGCCGGCGCGCGAGGCGCUGCCGCGCGCCGCCGAGCCGGGCUACCUGCUGACCCGCGUGGCCGCCGUGGACGCCGACGACGGCGAGAACGCGCGGCUCACCUACAGCCUGCUGCGGGGCAACGACCUCAACCUGUUCCGCCUGGACUGGCGCUCGGGGGAGCUGCGCACCGCGCGCCGCGUGCCCGCCAAGCGCGACCCGCAGCGGCCCUACGAGCUGGUCAUCGAGGUGCGCGACCACGGGCAGCCGCCGCUGUCGUCCACGGCCACGCUGCUCGUGCAGCUGGUGGACGGCGCGGCCGAGCCCGGCGGCGCGGGCGCGGGCGCGGGCGCGGGCGCGGGGGGCCCCGGGGAGGCGCUGCGGCCCGGGCGCGCGGGCCACGGCGCGGGCCACGGCGCGGGCCACGGCGGCGGCGGCGCCGAGACCUCGCUGGACCUCACGCUCAUCCUCAUCAUCGCGCUGGGCUCCGUGUCCUUCGUCUUCCUGCUGGCCAUGAUCGUGCUGGCCGUGCGCUGCCAGAAGGAGAAGAAGCUCAACAUCUACACGUGCCUGGCGGGCGAGUGCUGCCCGUGCUGCUGCGGCGGCGGCGGCGCGGGGCCCGCGGGGGCCGCGGGGGGCGCGGGGGGCGCCGGGCCCGCGGGGGGCGCCGGCUGCUGCGGCCGCCAGGCCCGCGCGCGCAAGAAGAAGCUCAGCAAGUCGGACAUCAUGCUGGUGCAGAGCUCGGGCGCGCCGGGCAGCGCGGCGCAGGUGCCCGUGGAGGAGGCGGGCGGCUUCGGCUCGCACCACCACAGCCAGAACUACUGCUACCAGGUCUGCCUGACCCCCGAGUCGGCCAAGACCGACCUGAUGUUCCUCAAGCCCUGCAGCCCCUCGCGGAGCACGGACGCCGAGCACAACCCGUGCGGGGCCCUCGUCACCGGCUACGGCGACCAGCAGCCCGACAUCAUCUCCAACGGCAGCAUCCUGUCCAGCGAGACUAAGCACCAGCGAGCAGAGCUCAGCUUUCUAGUUGACAGACCUCGCCGAGUUAACAGUUCUGCGUUCCAGGAAGCCGACAUAGUGAGCUCUAAGGACAGUGGUCACGGGGACAGUGAGCAGGGAGAUAGUGACCACGAUGCCACCAACCGCGGCCAGUCAGCUGGCAUGGAUCUCUUCUCCAACUGCACGGAGGAAUGCAAAGCACUGGGCCACUCGGACCGCUGCUGGAUGCCCUCGUUCGUCCCCUCCGACGGCCGCCAGGCCGCUGACUACCGCAGCAACCUGCACGUGCCGGGCAUGGACUCCGUCCCGGACACCGAGGUGUUCGAGGCCCCCGAGGCCCAGCCGGGCCCCGAGCGCUCCUUCUCCACCUUCGGCAAAGAGAAGGCGCUACACAGCACGCUGGAGAGGAAAGAGUUGGACGGCCUGCUCUCCAGCACACGCGCGCCUUACAAACCGCCCUACUUGACACGGAAAAGGAUAUGCUAGUCAAUUCUACAGGACUUACCUGAAGCAGCAUGAUUUGCACAAAGUCGACCAACAAAAGCAUCAACUUUUCAACUUCAUUAUCUUGGCCCUCCAGUUAGUUGCGUGUAACUGAGGCUUAGAUUUCCGGCGGGAUCAUCGCGGCCAAUGAUAGGACCUAAUUGCUCUCAGCAGGCCUGAGAAAUGAGUUGAAAUGUGCAGAACUGUAGAGACUUAGAGGCGGCUGACUUUGCCUCCUAGAUCAGUGUGUGCCUGUUUACAGCACUAUAUAUCUUUCUCUCUCCAAAUGUCACUGAGCCCUUUAGAUGUUUAUAUGCACCACGAGAAGCCAGUCAUAAAGAUAAAGGAAAUUUGUGCAUUAUAAAUGCAAUAUCACUGUUUGAAACUUGACUGUUUUAUAUUAUUUUUGUGUGAUCAAGUGUUCCCCAAACUAUUCCAACUUUACAAGAGAGAUUGUGAUUAUGUUCUUUUCACCUGUGGGUUAUAAAAUAUGUUGUAUUCUAAGGACCCACAAAAUAUCAAAGACAUUCUGUAGUUUAUACACCGUGUUGCAAAGUGUUUACUGUACUAUUUCAAAGCUUCUAAAUAAAUAUAAAAUAUAUAUAUUAUAUUAUAUAAUUUUCCUAAAAUGUGGUACAACUCAGUUGGUUUUUAAAUGGAUUCAUACAGUCCACAUCAUACAAUAAAGUAAAAGGUAAUUCAGGGUCCCAAAGAUAAACUUACUAAGAAAAUAAACAGCAUUAAUAGUUU